Messenger RNA from Cryptococcus wingfieldii CBS 7118, 582 nucleotides. RefSeq lists its product as hypothetical. The coding region runs from base 1 to 582 and encodes 193 amino acids. The transcript is spliced from 4 exons. The record is from RefSeq and is a predicted model, not a curated record. Lineage: Eukaryota; Fungi; Basidiomycota; Tremellomycetes; Tremellales; Cryptococcaceae.
AUGGCGACGCAAAAAACAAUCAACGCUCUCAGGGAGCUGUCCACUUGCGAGAUUUCAGAUGCCCUCAUCAAGCUCGGCUUGACCACCGGCGGCUUCAUUCCCGACCUUCACAUCUUCUCCCCACGGCAUACAGAGAGUCUGAAAGUCGUUGGACCAGCAUUCACUGUUCAGAUGGUAGCUGAGAAUGUCAAGAGAGAUGAAAACCCUCCCAAGACCGAAGAGCACUUUGUCUUUGCCAACUAUCACACAACUCUUGGUCAAAAGUCAUUCGUACGACCUUCGGCAUUGUCUGUCCCGGUCGACAUGUCUCCUCUCAGCUAUUCCUCCCCAGAAGUCACGCAAUUGUAUGACCCGGCAUUCGAUUACAAGAUCUCAGUCAACCCCGGGGAUAUUAUAGUGGGCGACGAAGAUGGCUGUGUAGCUAUUCCGCCAGAGCUUGUUGAGCAAGUCCUGAAAAAGGCGGUAACAGGAAGAGAGGUGGAUGACAAUGUGAAGAAGGAUUUGGAGGCUGGAAAGGGCGUCAAGGAGAGUAUGGCCAAGUGGCGUGGUGGCGGAGGGAAGGGAGAAAGCGGCAAGCCAUGA